This is a messenger RNA of Eublepharis macularius, 2507 nucleotides long. RefSeq names its product P2Y purinoceptor 1-like. Gene Ontology annotation, biological process: G protein-coupled receptor signaling pathway. Gene Ontology annotation, molecular function: neuropeptide receptor activity. NCBI's taxonomy places the organism in Eukaryota, Metazoa, Chordata, Lepidosauria, Squamata, Eublepharidae. Bases 1 to 1089 code for a protein of 362 amino acids. The record is from RefSeq and is a predicted model, not a curated record. Gene Ontology annotation, cellular component: membrane. The transcript has a single exon.
AUGGACUUGAAGAAAGAAACAUGGGCUGAUGACUUGACCAACUCCAGUCUGGAUGCCAGCGCAGACAUUGAAAUUCUGUGUCCCGUCAACACACUUUUCCCUGAGAAGUUCCUGCCCUCUGUUUACUUGGUUGUGACCCUGCUGGGACUUCUGGGGAACGGGCUGGGUUUGUGGAACUUAUGCGCAAGCUCUCGGAAGGGCAGCUGGAGCACCCUCAGUGUGCUGAUGUGCAAUCUUGGCGUGGCUGACUUGCUUUAUGUGAUUACUUUGCCCUUCUUGGUAUCCUACUAUCUCCAGGGCCGCGUGUGGCUCUUUGGCAAAGAGUGGUGUCGGCUGACUCGGCUUCUCUUCCACCUCAAUCUUUAUGCCAGCAUUGGCUUCCUGACUUGCAUCAGUGUGCAUCGUUACCUGGGCAUUGUGUACCCCCUGAGGAUGUUGGGUAGAUGCCAGACGCUCAGUCCUGCUUUCAUGCUCAGCAUCUUGGUUUGGGGCUGGGUCAUCCUUCAGCUAUCCCCUGAUUUCAUCUUCAGCAAAAUGGACCAGACGGGCACUCGGUGUCAUGACACAACGGGUCACGAGAACUUGAGUAACUACUUGCCCUAUAUCCUGGUCAUAACGAUGACCGGCUUUGUCAUCCCUUUUCUCAUCAUCAUUGGAUGCUACUGCCAUGUGGUUGUGGUCCUCCGGAGGAACAGAAACAUGGACCCCAACCUGAAGCAGAGGAGCAUCAAACUGGCGAUUCUGGUGAUGGUUCUUUUCUCGGUCUGUUUCCUACCCUACCACAUCUUCAGGAACCUUAACUUGCUGUCUCGCAAAUGGCAACUCCAGGGAUCUUGUACCCAGACGUUAAAAAACAUCUAUGUUUCCUACCAAGUGACUCGAGGCUUGGCCAGCCUGAACAGUUCCCUUAACCCCCUACUGUACCUGAUGGCCAAUGAGGACCUUGUGACGCGACUAAGGACCUUCUGCCGAGGGGUCAUGCACGCCGCGGAGUCUCUUUUGCAAAGCCGAGCCCACAGCCCCUUGGACCCAAAGAAACUAAGCAUUGUGCUCAAUGACGAAUGUGAGGAGGUGUCUGAUGAUCUCUGACUUGAUUAAAAACUUGGCAUACCUGAGCUUUCCUCUUUCACUGUGCCCCUUCUCUCUGAAGACAGACACGAGUCUUUAAGAGAGCUGAAGGUGGUAUAACAGCAGCGUUGUUGAUGGUGGUGGACAUGCUCAUUUGUCACAUCCCUCUGUUGUCUCUUGCCAAACAUGUUUUUGCGAGGCUUUGAAACACAGUGAGGGCUGCGAACAGGAACAAUCGUACCAUGUGCAUAUGCUCUGUGUCAAUAUUGUACCAGUACACUGCUGCAGCAUGCGCAUGUGCUCUGGGUCAAUAUUGCACUGAUAUGCUGCUGAGAUAGGGUUACCAAAAGGUCUGUGAUGUGUGGCUAGGCUCUGUAGCCCUGCUCUUCUUUUCCUCACCUGCCUAUUUUGUUUAUGCUCAUAGCCUUACACCUUCCAUGGAGAUCGUUUCAGGUGGGUAGCCAUGUUGGUAUGCAGUAGAACAGCAAGAUUGGAGUCCAGCAGCCCCUUAAAAGAUAAACAAGAUUUUCAGGGUAUAAGCCUUUUGAGAGUCAAAGCUGUCUAACAAAGAGAGCUUUGGCUCUCAGCCACUUAUACUCUGAACAUCUUGUUGAUCUUUAAGAUGCCACUGCACUGGAAUCUAGCCUUGCACUUGUUUGUUAAUUGUGACACCAAUUCUGUGCAACUGGGUUGCUUAAAUCCCACUGAUAAUUAAAGCAUCCUGACUGUGUACUGAGUUGCAUGCAGCCUAUGUGUACACCUGUGUGCAAUACCCCUUUUCUUUGUGAAAAAUGACAAGAAGCUCAAGCAUGAGGCUUACCCAGGUUCUUCUGUUUCUAUACACCGAAAAUGCUCAUUUGUCUGUAUCGGAGUGGAGGAGACAGCAUGUUAUGGCCAUUCAAAAUGGCAGCCUGUGUUCAGAACUUGUAGCUGUUCCAUAUCUUGCAAGUUGCCACAGAAGGCUGGUUCUGCAAGCCCACCUUUACUGUAACGUGAGUAGAAAUGGAAACACAGAUGUGUAUGGAUCUAUUUCAGGCUUGUUAGCAGCUACUUGUCUGGACUCCUUGACAAGCAUGAAGACUUGUCUCCCAGCAACGAAUAUACAAGAGCACAUGGGUUACAAAAAAUGUCUGGGGGCUAGAAACUUGGCUGGACUUACUUGCAAAGCUCUUGUUCCUAUGAAUCAAAAAAUGUACAGACAAUAUUCUGUGAAGUGAACACAUUGGUUAAUGUGGUUUAAUACAUGCUGGAGGAAAUGCAUAUAUCAGUGUGGUGAUAACUCUAAAAAACAGCUAUAGUAGGUGUUAUUUACUCAUUUCGUGCUUCUAACGUUUUAAAAUGGGAAAUGCUUUUUUCUUGAUGAUGCAGAGAUGUAUAGAGGCUGUGGUUUGGUUUUACGCAAGCUGGUCCUUUCAGGGGUUUGUUGUUGAUUUAUGACA